AUGGCAGUAGCAUUAGUCACUUUGUCGUUUAUAUGCGCAGGUCUGCUCGCGGUGUUCGUCCCAGUCAAGAGGGUUCGCACAAGUAUACCUCAUCUCGCAAUCAUUGUAUGGCUCCUUGGGCACAAUCUCAUUCAUGCGAUUAACGCAGCCGUGUGGGCUGGAAAUGUUGAUAUACACGUUCCAAUAUGGUGCGAUAUAGUUACGAAGGUUCUCUUGGGCAUCAAGGUCGCAUUGCCUGGCGCGUUGGUGUGCAUAGCAUGUCAACUGGAGCUUUCUUCGUCGCAGAGGACAAUCCUGAAGGAUAGAAGAGUUUUACGAAACCGUAUGAUUUUUGAACUAUUUCUUUGCUAUGUUCUUCCUACAUUAUAUAUGCUAUUGCACCUCGUCAUCCAAGAUCGCAGGUUUGAUCUUGUCAGAGACUAUGGAUGCUCAGCCUCUUCCCAUCCUUCAACUUUCGCUUUUCUAAUAACUUGGCUUCCACCUCUCGUUAUAUGUAGCAUAGCCCUUAUCAUAUCUGGUGUAUCCAUUCACAAUUCUGGCCGCGUCGUCGGAAUGAGUUUAUCAAAGCAUCUAGAAACGCGCUCGACGAUGACUGCCUCGCAAUUUAAUCGCCAGCUUAUCAUCUGCAUGACCAUGGCCGGAUCUCUUGUUCUGCUCAACCUAUCAACCCUGUUUUCUAUACACUCCUUCGAACCAUGGACGUCCUGGAGUUCAGUCCACGCUUUCAUGACGAAGAUUGAAAUCAUCAAAAAUUCAUCGGACGUCAAGACGGUUCAGUUUUUGUGGUGGUCGAUGUUUGCGAUAUCUGUUCUCUACAUCAUUCUGCUGUUUGCCAUUGCUGAGGAUGGACGUGAUCUCUACCGGUGGAUUAGGGAGCAGGCCACUCGCAAACGCAAGUUCCCUCGUCGCCUCGAGCUACCUCUCUACCUCAAGAGAAAGCCAUCUCUUCCUGCGCCCGAGAUGAUUUCACGCUCUCCAUCUUUGACCAAAUCUCAUAUGCGGCCUCUUACCAUCGAACUCAAAUCGGGCUGGGAGGAUGACCUAUUGGAUGACAAGAAAUCCAAGCGCAGAGGACCUCGAGAAGACGUGAAACCUCCAUCGUUUUCCUCGAGGCCAUCCGAGGGCGUUUUCCAUGACGUGGAAGCUCAAAGUCUUUCAGAAGAUAAGCCAAGACCCGAUUCCCCUUUAAUUUGUGCUAGUCCAACGAUGAGUUGUCGUUCGAUCUCAGAAGACGACCAAAUGUUCAUGGAAUCGACGAUAUCGUAUCUCAGCUCUCCCACGGCAAAGACGCUCGGUAUUCUCCCUCCUCUGCAAAUCCCACCUCCCGCGAAAGCCCCUCCCCCACCAUUGGCAAUAGAGAUUCCGCAGAGAGCUGUCACGCCUCCGCCUGCGCUUAAGCCGAAGUCCAUUCUCAAGGCAUCCCGAUGCCCACCUUCCAAACCAGUGCCAACGGACAUCGACGAGCCUAUCAACUCAGUCUUCGACGCGGCCUGGCCUGUUCCUCCCCUCUCCCCUGUCCCUACGAUGGCCUUCUCCACGAAGCGCGCCCCCCGCCCGCGUUCUCGGUCACACUCGCCUGCUUCUGCUGCGCAGGAAGUUGGGUAUCCUUUAUGUCAAACGCCAACUCCUCCUCACAGAAGAGCCCGUCCCUUUGAAGGUUCGAGCAUCUCGUCCGUCGACUCGGAAAUCAUCCCAUCACCCCUAUCACCAACUUCAAGGAAGGCAGCGCACAGACAAACAGGAGUAUAUGGGCUGCGUACAGUCUGGAGCAAGGAACGCCUUGGUCAGGGUUCUCCGGCCUCACAAGCUAUCCAUAUGACUGUUGUAAAGGAGAUUGCAUAA
Molecule: messenger RNA, 1842 nt
Organism: Psilocybe cubensis
Lineage: Eukaryota; Fungi; Basidiomycota; Agaricomycetes; Agaricales; Agrocybaceae
Exons: 5
Coding region: 1-1842 (613 amino acids)
Biological process (GO): G protein-coupled receptor signaling pathway
Cellular component (GO): membrane
Molecular function (GO): mating-type factor pheromone receptor activity
Source: RefSeq, a predicted model, not a curated record